Spinacia oleracea (spinach) is the source of this 2059-nucleotide messenger RNA. RefSeq lists its product as uncharacterized. Gene Ontology annotation, biological process: biosynthetic process. Gene Ontology annotation, molecular function: isomerase activity. The transcript is spliced from 6 exons. The record is from RefSeq and is a predicted model, not a curated record. The coding region runs from base 904 to 1869 and encodes 321 amino acids. NCBI's taxonomy places the organism in Eukaryota, Viridiplantae, Streptophyta, Magnoliopsida, Caryophyllales, Amaranthaceae. Gene Ontology annotation, cellular component: cytoplasm.
ACUUUCAAAAAUCAAUUUUCUUUCUCUAAAAUCAUCAAAAUCAUUUUUCAUACCAAGUAUUACUAUAAUUUGUGUUAUUUUUUGAAAAUUACUGAACAUUUCCAGUAGCAUAUAUUUUUGAAAAUCUUAUUUCCGAUUGUCUUGCUUUAGUCCAUCUAUUAUGUAUUUUAUUCAAUUAUGUCCCUUUAUUUUAUUUAAUUUAUGAAAUAUUUUCAAUAAAAUUUAUAGUAUUAACAAUAUAUAUAAAAAUAACGUUAAUAAAAUAAUUAACGUAAAUUUAUCUUAAGUUAAAUAAUUAACGUAAAUAAUUAACGUAAAAUAAUUAACGUAAAUUUAUCUUAACUAAUUGUUAAAAUUCAUUUAAGUUAUUAAUAUAAUUGAAUAAAUACAAAAUGGAUGAAGUAUGUGGGAAAUAGAAAGUGUGGUGGGGUUUAGUGAAUAAUAAAAGUAUAAGUGGUGAGGAGUUUUUUUUUUGCUCAUUGGUGGGAUGAGUUUGUUGUAACAAAAUUUGUAUGUGAGGAAAGUGAUGUGGAGGAGUAAGAAAGUGGUAGAGAGAUAGUGGUGAGGAGUUGUUUUUCCCCACUAGUGAGAGUGGUCUAACAGCUCGUGGCAAUAUCAUACUCGUAUAUUUUUCCAAAUAAUUUUCAGAUUCUACCUUAUACAUUGGUUUAUUUUUAAAAUAUGAGAAUUCGUUUGAUGAAUCAGUUGGGGAUUUCGUAUCCACAGGACCACUAUUAUGUCAUUGUCUACAGUUUUCAUUCAUAAGUAGUAAUAAUUAUUAAUUCCUCAUUCAUUCUACGUACCAUUAUAUUAUUAAUACUCUAUAUACUUGGUACUACGUACAACAUAUAUCUUCUAGCCUCGGAAUUUUUGUAGUACGUGUUUGUAGCCUCAUUUGGUUCUAUGGAGUCCAAUGGACCAAAUGCUCAUAAUAAAUUUCAAAAAUGUCUUAGUUUUUUCACAAAGAUCGAUUACUUCAUUGCAGGAAACAAAAAAGGAAACACGGUUAGACCAAGAGCACCUUUCAAAUACUUUGUGGUAGACGCAUUUACAAGCUCGCCUCUAAAGGGUAAUCCAGCGGUGGUUUUCUUGUUAGACGAAGAGAAAGAUAAAGAAUAUUUACAAGCAAUAGCUCAAGAGUUCAACUUGUUGACUUGCUAUGUGACAAAGUUGACUUCUUUGAAGACGCCUAAGUAUAAACUUCGAUGGUUUGCCCCUGCUUCGGAGGUGAAAAUUUGCGGGCAUGGAACCAUAGCAUGCGCACAUGCAAUAUUUUCAACCGGGGCAAUUCAAGGCAACGAGAUUGAAUUCGAUACCCACUCUGGAGUUUUCUUGGCUAAGAGGAUUUUGGAGAAAAUUGAGAGUAAAAAACAUAACAAGUCCCUAAUUCAGUUGAUCUUUCCCUUAUAUCCAACUGUUCAACUGGAUCCAACUGAGAUGAAAUUGGUCCCUGCAUCUCUUAAAGGUCCAACCACAUUGAAUAUUAUGAAAAUGGCUCCGGAAAAUGACCUCAUUGUUGAGUUAUUAUCUAGCAAGGAUGUUGUAGAUUUUACUCCAACAAUGGAUGAGAUUAAAAUAUGGCCAGGAAGAGGUGUUGCUAUAACAGGAUUAGCUCCUCCAGAAUCCGAAUUCGAUUUUUUUACUCGCCUUUUUAGUCCGAAUUUUGGAAUUGAUGAGGAUCAAGUAUGUGGGAGUAUACAUUGUGCUGUGGCGCCUUAUUGGAGCAAAAAGCUCGGAAAAUUUCAUCUCAAGGCCUACAUGGCAUCUCCAAGAGGAGGGAUUCUGAAACUAGAUGUGGAUACAAAAACAAAGAGUGUAAAAAUAGCUGGUGAAGCUGUUAUUGUGAUGGAAGGUGCAUUCAUCUCUUAGCCGUUAUCUAAAUUUUUGCCCGAAUCCAGUUAUUGUUUUGGUCUUUCAAUUUCCAAAAGGUCUCGUACGUAUUCAGUAGUUAGUGUGCAUUCAAUUUAUUGUACGUCGGUUAAUAUUUACACAAUUUUAGAUAACUUAUAACAUAUAUUUUAUAUUAUGAAGUGAAUUUUGAUGGAUAAAGUUUUGGUCC